This is a messenger RNA of Belonocnema kinseyi, 7155 nucleotides long. RefSeq names its product zinc finger protein 845-like. The transcript has 4 exons. The record is from RefSeq and is a predicted model, not a curated record. Bases 192 to 4094 code for a protein of 1300 amino acids. Gene Ontology annotation, molecular function: zinc ion binding. Gene Ontology annotation, cellular component: nucleus. NCBI's taxonomy places the organism in Eukaryota, Metazoa, Arthropoda, Insecta, Hymenoptera, Cynipidae.
UGUGAGUGCUGUGCUGUGCUGUGCUGUCUGCGUCCAUAACCUAGAUUACGACGCCGCUCUGUCGCUCUCGCUCCUGCAGGCGAGUGCCGAUUUGCCGAAAAGCGAGUCGCCGAGUGCCGUUUAUUAAACGAAAAUUCGCCAAACUGCAAGAGUUCUCUCGAGACUCCUCGUUUUAUGGAAUUUUAUUCAGAAUGAAUGAAAUUGAAGAGCUGCAGGGCCUGGAAAGUGCGUGCCGACUUUGUUUAACGACAGAUGAAACAAGAUCAUCCAUUUUCGGGACAGCACAUUCCGUAGUGCCGUUGACUCAAAAAAUACAGAACUGUGUCACUGUUGAGAUUUCUCAAGACGACACGUUAACAACUUUGAUUUGCAUAACUUGUGUUAACAAAGUGAACCAAUGGCAUCAGUACAAACAAUUGUGUCUCCAGUCUCAGGACAAAUUGAAGGAAUGGUUGACCAGGCAGUCGAAAAAUUCUUCGGUCGCAACUGUAAAGCAAGAACCGAGUACUCAAGAAACCGAAGAAGAAAGCCCACAAUUAUUGCCAGAUAAGGAUAAAAUUCCCGAAGAGACCUCAGCGACAGAGGGUCCCAGCGAUGAAAUUGAAAAGCUUGUCGAAGCUGAAAGACCAGCUGAAGUUGAGACGCCGGUGGAAAUUGAAACACCUGUCGAAAUAGAAACCGAGACAGAUGUGGAACUUAAACUUCCCGUUGUGGAAAUAGAAUCACCGGUAGAAAUUGAAUCUCCGGUGGAAAUUGAAGCACCGAUAGAAAUUGACACUCCCGCGGAAAUUGAAACUCCUGUGGACAUUGAAACUCCCAUGGAAGUCGACACAGUAGUCGAAGAAAGAGUCGAGCGUGAAACGAGAGGCAGUUCCAAGAGAAGAUUGUCCAAAGAGACUCUCAAUGAAGCCAAGCGAUCAGACGCGGUGUCGAUUAAAAUCGAGCCGCCAGACGACGAGCCCCAGGAAAUUGUCGACAUUGUGACGCCCACUGAGAUAUUGCUCCGAAAUCCCUUGGCUACGCCUGUUAACGGGAAAGAGGAUCAGCCGGCGGAGCCCGACUCGACCCAGAAAAUUGUGCCACUCUUGUCGCCGUCACUUCGCGGAAAGAAAAAGGUUCGCCGAGGUCCGCACACCCACUUCCGCGGAGCGCGGAUCUUCAAAAGAAAGUGCCUGCAUUGUCAAAUCAAUCUCCAUUCCAAGACAUCGUACGCAAAACACAUGGCAAGGUUUCACGGCGGUGCGAGUGUCACAGCAUCAGUUCCGAAAGCGCCAACUCCAAGAGUCGCAGCAGCCCCAGCAAAUCCGGCAACUUCGAGAGCCAAGAGUAGUCAAAACGUGAUUCCGGUGGUUGAGACGAGUGCCGACGAUGUCGAGGAAUUGAUCGAGGACGUGGAGGAGGAAUUGGAGAAUUUGGGCGAGGACGCUCCCUUGACGCCCGUCCAGCAGAAUAUCAUCAGUCAGCUCAAGACCUACUCCUGCUACUCGUGCGAUGAAUCAUUCCAGGAUCGGCGGAGCACUCUCAAUCAUAUCAGACAGCACAUGCCGGAUUUGAGAUCUUACACGUGUGUCGCGUGUCUCACCGAAUUUCCCGAUCGGUCCACCUACAAGAAGCACUGCGAAGCUUCGUUUGAGUGCGCGAUGAAGAUUGCCCUGGUGGUUCCGGAUCAGGGAACGGAGAAGUACUUCACCUGCAACAUGUGUCUGCGACCCUUGUCCAAUCGGAAGGAUCUGCUGACGCAUUUGUCGAAGCACUCGGACAAGCAGUACGAAGACCUGAUGUCGCCUGCGGCUCCACCAAAACUCACACCGAUGGUCUCCUCGACGCCGAAUUUGUCGCGACAGUCUGACAUUCCAAUUCGCUCGCCAUACGUGAACGGCGAUCCGGCCUGCAAUCACGAGUGUGACUUGUGCGGAAUGAUCUACCGAUACAAGCCGAAUAUGGUGAAGCAUCGUGAACUCUGCAACAGUUUGCAGCCGGAAGCGCGCACCUCGUACAAGUGUGUCGACUGUGGAAUGACGUUCCUGGUGUUUAGCAAAUUUCACAGUCACGUGACGACCGAGCACAGGAAGAAGGAGUUGAAGUGUCCGAAGUGUGCGGCGAAAUUCCGCUCGCCGAGUGAUUAUCUCGCGCAUCACGAGUACCAUCGAAUGGGGAAGAAGGAGUCGUCGAGCCGAAAUUACAAGAGUCAGGAAGUAGUUGUCGAGGAGGUGCAAGAGAGUCCCCAGAAGCGAAAGUUCAAUUGUACACUCUGCAGUUUGCAGUUUUCCUCGCGAGUCGAACUCACCGAGCAUCGUAAUCUGCAUCUGAAAGUGAAGAUCUACUCGUGCGUGAUUUGCCGCAGCAUGUUUAGUAGCGCCGGAGCCCUGGAAAUUCAUAUGAAGGAUCAUGGCAUUGAUGAUCCGAAUGAGAGAACUGCGAACAGUUCGUGUAUGGAGUAUGGACAGGAGGAGGGUUUAGAUACUUCGAAGAAUUCGAAUCCGCCGCUCCGGAAGAACGAGUGUUUUGAGUGCGGCAAGACAUUUUCGAAUUACGCGAAUCUGCGAAGGCAUAUAAGGAAUGCGCACGAAGACGAGCGACGCAUUGACUGUUCGGAGUGUAUUCGAACAUUCAAGAGCAAGGAGGCCUACGAAGAUCAUCUGCGGAGUGCACACAAUCCCGAGAAAACUGUCCUGCAGUGUCCACAGUGUCCGAAAACGUUUGUUUUCCAGGCGAAUUUGGAUCUGCAUCGGCGCAAUGUGCACAUUAAUAAGCCGGAGCCGAGCAAUCACGAGUGCGAUGUGUGUGGUAAAUCAUUCCUGGAGGAAUCUUCGCUGAAGAUCCAUCGCGGCUGGCACAAUCGCGCCAAUUCGCGUUUUAGUCUCGAAAACUAUGAGAGAGAUCAACUCGCAUCGCCGAAUCCGAGUGUUGCCAAACCGGCAAAGGCGAGAAAGUCUUUCCCGAAUGUUCCUCUUCAGCAGCAAUUGCAACUCCAGCAGCAUCAUCAUCAUCAGCAGCAGCAGCAGCGUCAGCAGCAGCGGCAAUUGCCCGAGCUUCAGUGUCAGGUCUGCGAUGACAAGUUCUUCGACGUCGCGGAAUUGCGGAAACAUGUUUGGGAUGUUCAUUGUGCUCGCGCAACCAAAGUCGAGAAACCGUUUGUUGUCGACGACCUGCAGUGUGAACUCUGCACGAAUAUCCUGCCCGAUCAGCAGAGUCUCGAGGCGCACAUGGAGUGGCACGAGCGCAAUCCAAUUUUGAGCAACAACUAUGGAAACACAAAUGCCUACCGUUGCGAUGUUUGUGACAAGUAUUAUAGUUCACUCAAGAUCCUUGCGAAGCACAAAAAGUUGCACAAGCAGGUUGCCCAACCACUGAGAUUCCAGUCGCUCCCGAUCAAGAGGCCUUCGUGCAACGUUUGCGGCAGAUGCUUCACGGCCGAGUCUUCGCUGAAAAGGCACAAGGCAAUGUCGCCCGAGUGCCAGUCUUAUUUGUCCGGAAGAUUGACGGAAGUGCCGAGAAAUCCGGAGGAUUCGAUGUUCAAGAAGAAGCCCGUUACCUGUCACAUUUGCAAGACUGUCUUCCCGAGUAUGAGUAUUCUGUAUCAGCACAAGCAGCUGGCGCACAAAGUGGGCUUCAACAAGGACAGGAAAUCGCCGAGCGGUGAGUGUGUCCCGUUGGCGAGUGGCGAGGGUGGUGUUUCGUGCAAUGUUUGCGGCAAGCAGUUCCCCGGGCUCUCCAAUCUCAAGCAGCACUUCACGAUCAAGCACAAAAAUGUUAGCCAGCAUCCGUGCACGAUUGCCAAUUGCAAAAUGAUCUUUUCCACGUCGCACGCACUGAAAAAUCACGAACUCACGCACUCGAACAUGAUCUACAGUUGCGGUCUCUGCGAGAGGCACUUUUUCCAUCGAGGCGCGAUCAUCAAGCAUGUGUUCAACGCCCACAAGAUGAUUUACCAAGCGACGGGCGACAAGGAUUCUCUCUUCAAGGAGACCGAUUUGAGUACGUAUGUCGUGAAAGGCGCGACUGGGACUGUUUGUCCACGAUGCAGAGUCAAGUAUCCGAAUAUUAAGGCUAUGAAGAUUCACUACUUCAAAUUCCACGAGACUUUUGCCUAAAGCGUAGGAGUUUCCAGUUUAGGUGGGGUUCAGUUUUCCUUUCUUCUUCUUCUUUUUUUUUUUAAUGUCCAUAUGUCGAUUCUCAGUUAAAUAAUCCAGAUUUUAUUUCAUACUUCCUUGCUCCCAAAAAUGGGUUUCGUUCCCGUGGCCGGAUAAAUGAUUUGUGCCAAAUUUCAGUCAAAUCGGUUAAUAUUUGCCCCUGCGGCCUUGAAAGUUUUUUUUUAAUAUGAUCAAGGACAUGUGAGGCAACCUCAAUUUUUUUCCGCUCAACUGGAUAUCGCAUUUCGUGUGAAUGUAAGUUGGACGAAAAAAAAAAUGUUUUAGGUUAUGUCACAUGGCUCCAACAUGGAGAGAACCAAAAACCGAAUAUCUUUCUCAGUUUUUGUCGAAAUGACUAAAAAUUUUCUUCGAUGACGAAAAGCGACUCUUUAGAUCACGGAAAAAUAAUUAAUUUUCCCCCUUUUCAAGGAAAUUGUCUCGAAUUUCAUCAAAUGAGCAAGUUUAUCCGCAAGAUAUUCAAGAUGGCGGCUAGUCAAAUGAAUUUUUUCGGCUAUUUGAACGAAACCCAGUCUCGGGAGUCGAUUAUUUUUUACUGCACAUUUGCCAUAAUCUCCAUUUAACUUUCAUAUAAUUUUCUCACUUUACAUUUUCCAUAAUUUUUAUUUGCUAUUCUGUUGAAUCGAAUUUUUAUUUACUCAAAUUUCCUGUGUUGAAUAUUUUCAUUUUUUUAUUUACUACAAUCAACAAAAUAAUAAUUUAUUCUGAAGAAUAGAAAUAAUGGUGAAUAGAAAUUCGAUUAAAAGUGUAAUUAAUGGCAAAUAAAAAAAAUUGACACAUGCGCCAUCUAGUGCAGAAAUAAAGACUAGAAAAACUAGUAGUAAUUUUAAAGGUAAGUCAUAAACCUACUAAUAACGAAGAUAUGUAUUGGAAACGAAAAAAAUUACUCUUUAUCAAGAUUUUCAUUAGAAUGAAAAGGUGCCUUUGUUUUACACUCCACUGAAAAAUCGUAAAAAGAUUGAUGCAAAAAUUAAUUUUUUUAAGAUUCUGCUUAAUCUUUAUAGUUAUUAUUUUUUGCACCAGAUGGCGAAUCGCGAUCCCCAAUUGAGUAUUCUAACAUUACGUCACACACUUGGACUGCAAAUCAUUCUUUAUAUAGGAUUUUGACUAAAAUUGGUUCAUUUAGGCGAAAGUAGGUGAAAAAUUCUGCUGUAACUUUGCUUUCCAGAUAGAAAAGCCAUUUCUUUAAUUAUUGUUGGCAAUUUGGAAAUUUGUUUAUUUCAAAAAUCUCUGGUCAAUCCUCAAAUCUUGUUAAAUUAUUUUUUAAUCGUUUAAAAUGAAACUUUAAAAUCCCGUCAAAUCCCUAAUAAUUUCUUAAAAUCACUCGAAUUCUUAGAUAUCUUGUUAGAUUUCUUUAAAAUCCUUCGAAUUUUUUGAAGUCCCUUUAAAAUUUUUCAAGUUUGACUAAAAUUAAUUAAAAUCUUUCAAAAAUGACUAAAAUCACUUAAAAUCCUUGAAAGUCUCUGACAUAUCUUCGAAUUCUUUAAUAACCAUUUAAAUGUCUUGAAAUCUCAAAAGUUCAUCCAAAAUUUCAUGAAACUAUAUAAAAUCACUUAUUACCGAAAAGUCUUAUGACAUAAGUCGCCGGGAAUUCAGGUUAUAAUCUCAAUUACGGCACAUUGUAAUUUUUCGUGACGGAUUGCCUAAUCGCACACUUUUUAAAUUGCCAAUAAUUAAAGAAAUGUCUUUUCUAUCUUAAAAACAAACCUAUAUCACGAUUUUUGACUUACUUUCAUCCAAAUAAAUUAAUUUCAAACAAAAUCCUAUGUAAACAAUGAUUUGCAUUCCACCAAGCGGUAAAGCAUUAUAGAUUUCGACGUUACCGACCGAGUGUAACGUAAAGUUAGAAUACUCAAUAAUUAUUAUAUGCAAAACUUUCAUGGUUGUUUUGUGAAGUUUAAAGCGAUCAUUAAAUGAUAAAAUUAAGUACACAGAAAACUGUUUUAAAGAUUCAUCUUCAUUCAGGAGGCAAUUCGUGAAAUUAAUUUUUUCGCAUCGAGUUCAUAUCUACAUUAUCAUUGCGUUUAUGCCCAUAUAUUUCGGUGGCCAUGAACCUAGUAAUAACGAAGAUUAUCACGAUUUUCAUCUGAAGCUUUCUAGUUCUUAUUUUUGCCACCAGAUGGCAAUUCGUGAUUUGCUGUUGGGUAUUUCAUGUUAGAACGUCAGGUAGCAAUAUGGCUGCAUGUCGAGGGUCAAACGAUAAUACCAAUCUCGUGAAUCAAACUUUAAUAUUUUUAAUAGCUUGGAAAAAAAUUAUUCUUGCGAAAAUCACAAGUAAUAUCCGAAUAAACUUUAUAAUGACAAAUUAUUAUUUUCGGAGUUAUUAAAAAAAAUUGUUGAAAGGUACGCGAGAAUAGAGAUGGCCGAAAACUGAAGAAUGUCCGGGUUAAUUGGAAAUAAUGGCAAGUAGCAAAUCAAAAGAAACUUCAGUCCCACUUUUUUUUCUUGCAAAUAAUUCAUGCACCACUUUUGUUUUAACCAUUAUAAUAAACGUAAGAGUUAGUUUUGCAUCAACGAUGCGAUGUCUCAUUUUGAUAAGUUUAGUAUUCAUAUAAGUUUUAACAUUGAUUAUCGAUUGUCGAUUAUUUCCAAGGGCAAUAUAUAAUUUAUAGAGUUGCAUUAGAAUCACAAGAGCAAAGACUUUGAAAUAUAUAUCAUUUAUCGAACAGUAGGAUUUUUGUUCUUAGGGAAAGCGAGUGAAUGAAUAAUAUAUAGUUACCUCCAAAUUGUAUAGGAUAGUUUUUUUUUUUUUUUAAUGUUGUAAUUUAAGAUUAGUUGUAUGAAAAGUUUGUUGAGACGGUAUCUAUAUGAUUUUAAAAUAUUCGUAUUUUUGUGUACGUCAUAAAUUGAAGAUUUGGAGUCUCCACGUUUGAGCUUAUAGCUAUGAUUGAUUAUUCUAAACAUAGUAAGCAUACCAAACUGUAAGACACGCGUUGACCUGCAUUUGAGACUUUUUGAGUCACAUUUGUGUAGGACCAAUAAAACAAAGAAGUUGCAAUGUCUU